Rubroshorea leprosula is the source of this 1143-nucleotide messenger RNA. The record is from the annotation of a GenBank genome assembly. NCBI's taxonomy places the organism in Eukaryota, Viridiplantae, Streptophyta, Magnoliopsida, Malvales, Dipterocarpaceae.
UCACAAAAACCUGCCCCACAUCCUACCCAACAACCCAAGAACGUCUCGAGCUUCCAUCACCAGAGAUCUGUCCGGAAUACUUCCGUUGGAUCCACGAGGAUCUUAGGCCAUGGGCCUACACAGGAAUUACUAGAGACAUGGUGGACAGGGCCCAAAAAACUGCAAAUUUCAAAUUGAUUAUAGUGAAUGGAAGGGCGUACAUGGAGAGAUACCACAGGGCAUUUCAACCAAGAGAUGUUUUCACGCUGUGGGGGAUCUUACAGUUGUUAAGGAAAUAUCCCGGAAAGGUGCCUGACUUGGAACUCAUGUUUGAUUGUGUGGACUGGCCUGUCAUCAAGUCAAGUGAUUAUGCUGGCCCCAAUGCUUCGGUACCACCUCCUUUGUUUCGAUAUUGUGCGGAUGAUGAGACACUGGAUAUUGUUUUCCCAGACUGGUCUUUUUGGGAAUGGGAAUCAAAGCAAGGAUACAAGCAAUCUGACUUGGCAAGCCAAUGCACCCACAGGUUCAAGAUCUACAUUGAAGGCUCUGCAUGGUCUGUUAGUGAAAAAUACAUUCUUGCUUGUGAUUCAGUGACCUUACUCAUAAAACUACGGUACUACGAUUUUUUCACUAGAGGUUUGAUGGCAAUGCACCAUUAUUGGUCUACUAAUGAUGUAGAUAAGUGCAGAUCGAUCAAGUAUGCAGUUGAUUGGGGCAACAACAAUACCCAAAAGGCACAUGCCAUUGGGAAGGCAGCCAGCGAAUUUAUUCACCGAGAGUUGAAGAUGGACUCUGUAUAUGGCUACAUGUUCCAUCUCUUGAAUGAGUAUGCCAAGCUCUUGAGAUUCAAGCCUGAGGUGCCUAAGAAUGCAGUUGAACUUUGCUCGGAGAGCAUGGCUUGUCCGGCCAAGGGAUUAGAGAAGAAAUUUAUGAUGGAAUCCUUAGUGAAGAGUCCUUCAGACACAAGCCCAUGUAGGAUGCCACCUCCUUAUGAUCCUGCAUCACUUCAUACAAUGCUCAGGACAUAGGAAGAUUUAGUAAAACGAGUAAAUGCAUGGGAGAAAAACUUUUGGGAAAAUCAACAAUAAGAAAACAAAUAGGGCUAAAGAGAGUAUUGAAUGCUUUAGUAGUUUGAUAUUAUGCAAAUGAAUGUUAAACAAGCAU